AUGAGCCAGCCCCGGGAAGUCAAGCAAGAGCCGGAAAACGGAGUCAGAAACUCGCCGCAAAUGUCGCCGGCGCCCCGGCCUGCUUCUGGCGGCGAAUGGAACGUCAUCCCGUUGAAAGCGUGUACCCAGGCAGAACUUCAAGAUACACGCAACCACAUCAUUCGGUUCCAAACAAAACAGGACGUGGACAUUCUUAAAAACUUCAUGCAGCCAGUCAGAUUGCACCGCAAGGAUCCGCAGAACAUCCAGUUCCAUCUCUCGCGGGAGGAGAUGGACAAGAGACGGAAAAACGGCAUUCCGGCGGAAAACCAGCCCCAGGAGGUGGUUUACGAGGACGAAGACGGCAAUCCGAUCCAGCGGGCCGACAUGUCGCAGGUUGCCCCCGACGGCGGCGCCAGAAGACACCGGCGCAACCUUUUCAAGCGGAAAACGAAGCAGGUGCACAUGAUGGACGAGAAAAAGCGAAAGCUCCGGUACGAGGAGUACUAUCCGUGGGUGCUCGAGGACUACAACGGGAAAAACGUGUUUGUGGGCAGCUACGAGGCCGGCUCUUCGGAAACAACACAUGUUCUUUUCGUCUUUGACAAGGACGGCUUCAAAAUGGUCCCGGCAGAAAAAGUGUACAAGUUCACGCCCAGAAACAGAUACGCCACGCUCACGUUGGAAGAGGCCGAGGCGAAAAUGGAGAAAAACCAAUCGGCGCCACGUUGGUUGAUGAAGCACAUGGACGAGGACGACAUGCGGUUUCGCCGCAAUGGCCUGUUUGGUGCGCCGGUCACUCCUCUGGCUAUGAGUCUGAGUUCUUCCGGCAGCCGUUUCCGCAUGAAAACAGUGCAAGGCGAGUCUGCGGGCAACGAACGAGACUCGGACCAUGACGACUUGGAUUUUGACGAGGAAUUUGCCGAUGACGAAGAGGCACCCAUUAUGGACGGCGACGAAGAAGAAAACAAGUUGCUGGAGAAGAAGAUCAAGAAGGAGAUGCUCAAGGCGGCACACUUUGACGGCCAGCUGGACGUGGACGAUGACGACGACGACCUCAACGACUUGUUCGAGGUGGAAAAGUCCCGGAAAGUAGACAAAGAGGGCAAGAAGUUGAAGAAAGUGUUGAACAAAACCGAGGGUGGCGUGUACGACUCCGACAACGAAGACGAAUUCUUGCCACACGUGUCGCUGUCUGACUUGGAAAGUCAAGACGAGUCCGAGCCGGAAAUCACCGUAAAGACCGAAGAUACAGACGGAGUCGAGCCGCUUCCGCUUCGCCGCUCGAUUUUCGUGAAAAAGGCUGGAAACGGAUAUGUGGUGAUCCGGGCGCCAAAGCAGUUCUUGCAAGGGUUCCCGCAAGGUGAAUGGAACCCCAAUGCGAAGAAACGGGCUCAGACUUUUGAAGCGCCCGGUGUCAAGAAACCCAGAAUCGAAUCACCUAGUGCUCUGCCUGUGCCAGACGGCCAGGCCUCUGAUUUGAAUAACCCCGGUCCUAAUGGCGAGUUGGUGACUACAACGGAAGUGUUGGAUAUCGUGAAGAACAAUCCACUCACAACAAAGGAGUUACUUUUGAAACUCAAGAGUCGUAUCAGUGCACACAAGGACAAUAAGCUUCGGAUAAUCACGAUCGUGAAACUGAACCUUCGGUUGGUAGAUGGAAAGCUCGUACUUAAGUCGUAG
Messenger RNA from Clavispora lusitaniae ATCC 42720, 1662 nucleotides. It is a transcript of the gene TFG1, whose product is annotated as transcription factor IIF subunit. The record is from RefSeq and is a predicted model, not a curated record. Gene Ontology annotation, cellular component: transcription factor TFIIF complex; nucleus. Gene Ontology annotation, biological process: positive regulation of transcription elongation by RNA polymerase II; transcription initiation at RNA polymerase II promoter. NCBI's taxonomy places the organism in Eukaryota, Fungi, Ascomycota, Pichiomycetes, Serinales, Metschnikowiaceae. Gene Ontology annotation, molecular function: DNA binding; RNA polymerase II general transcription initiation factor activity; TFIIF-class transcription factor complex binding.